ACUCAGGGAAAAUCCCCAAAAACCUUCCCUUUAAACAUAUAGACGCAGUCUACUUUCUCAACUCCUCCAAAACCCCCACCCCCCGCCUCCUAAUUCUCGCUGGAACGAUGAAGAGGCAGAAGCGAGAGUGCCCUGAAUCCUCCAAUCCCUUCGAUGUUCUCUCCGAAGAGAUCAUUUUCAUGGUUUUGGACCUCCUCGAGCAAAACCCACUUGACAAGAAAGCGUUUUCCUUGGUCUGCAAGUCGUUCUACGCUACCGAGUCCAAGCACCGCAAGACCCUGAAGCCUCUCCGACAACAGCACCUCCCGGCCGUCCUCUCGCGGUACCCGAACAUCACCCAUCUCGAUCUAACUAUGUGUUCUAGGGUCUCCGACGCUUCUCUGUCGAGUAUUUCUAAUGCAUGCCGUUUUAAUCUUCGUUCCAUUGAUUUUUCCCAAAGUCGGCUUCUUUCAUGUUCUGGGUUGCUGGGUUUGGCUCAGAAUUGUAAGAAUCUCGUGGAGAUUGAUUUGUCGAAUGGAACGGAGUUGAAGGAUUCGGCUAUGGCUGCUAUUGCAGAGGCUCGGAAUCUGGAGAAGUUGUGGUUGGCAAGGUGUAAGUCAAUUACGGAUAUGGGGAUUGGGUGCGUUGCAGUUGGGUGUAGAAAGUUGAAGCUUCUUAGCUUGAAAUGGUGCUUGGGGGUUGGUGACUUGGGCGUUGGUUUGGUGGCUGUCAAGUGCAAGGAAAUUCGCAGUUUGGAUCUCUCAUACUUGCCGAUUACAAACAAAUGCUUACCAUCUAUACUGAAAUUACAAUAUCUUGAAGAUCUGGUUCUGGAGGGAUGUUUUGGUAUUGAUGAUGACAGUCUUGGAGUCUUCAAACAUGGAUGCAAAUCACUAAAGAGUCUUGAUAUGUCUAGUUGUCAGAAUAUUAGUCAGAGUGGUUUAUCUUCCCUGAUUAGCGGUACUGAAGGUCUUCAGCAACUAACCUUAGCUUAUGGCUCACCAGUAACCACUUCUCUUGCCAAUGGUUUGAAAAAGCUUUCCAUGUUGCAAUCAAUUAAGCUAGAUGGUUGCAUGAUUACCUGUGAUGGAUUGAAGACAAUUGCUGAUUGGUGCAUUUCGCUAAGGGAGUUGAGCUUAAGUAAAUGUUCAGGGGUAACGGAUGAAGGUCUCUCUUCCGUUGUAAUGAAACAAAGAGGCCUGACAAAGCUAGAUAUUACAUGUUGUCGCAAGAUCACUGAUGCUUCUAUUGCCUGCAUUGCAAAUUUGUGCAACUCUCUCACUUCUUUUAGAAUGGAGUCUUGUACCUUGAUUUCUAGAGAAGCGUUUGUUUUGAUUGGACAGAGGUGCCAUUUGCUUGAAGAGCUUGACCUUACUGAUAAUGAAAUUGAUGAUGAAGGUCUGAAGUCCAUCUCCAGGUGUUCUAAACUUGCUACCUUAAAAUUAGGAAUUUGCCUUAACAUAACUGAUGAGGGGUUGAUGCACAUUGGCAAGGGUUGCCCAAAACUAAAAGAGCUUGAUUUGUACAGGUCAUCAGGGAUUACAGAUUUGGGUAUUUUAGAAAUUGCACGUGGUUGCUCUGACCUGGAGAUGAUUAAUAUAGCCUACUGUAAAGAGAUUACUGAUGCUUCCUUUUUGUCGUUAUCAAAAUGCUCACAGUUGAGGACAUUUGAAAGUCGAGGGUGUCCUCUGAUCACAUCCUUUGGCCUAACAGCCAUCGCUGUGGGAUGUAAACAACUAACCAAACUAGACAUAAAGAAAUGUCACAACAUUGACGAUGCUGGGAUGCUUCAACUUGCUCAUUUUUCACAAAACCUUAGACAGAUAAAUUUAUCAUAUACAUCUGUUACGGAUGUGGGGCUUUUAUCCCUGGCCAGCAUCAGCUGCAUACAGAACAUCACAAUCUUACACUUAAAAGGCUUGACUCCAAGUGGACUAGCAGCUGCCUUGCUGUCUUGUGGGGGUCUAACAAAAAUGAAGCUCCAGUCAACCUUCAAAUGGUUGCUACCCCAGCCUCUUCUUGAACAUUUAGAAGCUCGUGGUUGCGCAUUUCAGUGGAGAGAUAAAGUGCUUCAGGUUUCUUUUUCUUUCUAUAGUUGACUACCCGGAUUCAACUUUAAAACAUUUCAAACGUCUGCAGUAGCCAUUUUUCUCAGUUACUCAAUUAAUGCCUGCAUUUUUGGAGUUUUUUGUUCUUAGAGAAUUGGGUAGAGAAGCGUGCUUCAUCAUAAUAUCAUCGGUUUAAAUUUAAUUCGAGGUAUUCAAGUUUGGAUUUUGUAAUUGACAGGCUGAAUUGGAUCCAAAGUGUUGGAAACUACAAUUGGAAGAUACCGUGGAGUAGGAAUUCUUGAUCUUCUGGAUGAGAAGUCAGCAACUCACCUAUCAGCAAGACAUUCAAAUUCCAAGCUUUGAACGAAGGAGUUCUAAGUUGUUUCUCAUUUUCCGAUAUCAUAUUCUAUAACAUUAUUCCACACACAACUAGAACCUCCUCCCACCUCCUAGGUGGAUCCCCGCGCCUCAUGAUAUAGGGCUGGAGGCACCUCUUAGGCUCGUAGGGAACCAGAAGGGCGGAUUCCUAUUGGAUAUCCGAAAGUCCCAUUCCAAAAAGGCAUAAUGCUUUCCAUCAAAGCCAAAAGACGCAUUGGCCAGAUCAAAGUAUGUUGGAUAGCAUAAUAUAAUCUAUGUUUAUUGUUGGUCUUAAGAGUGGCCAAUACCAAGACAACACUGUGCUGUAAUGUGUACAUGGAACCUUGGAAAAGAAUGAAAUGAAUCUUUUGAA
Messenger RNA from Rubroshorea leprosula, 2757 nucleotides. The record is from the annotation of a GenBank genome assembly. Lineage: Eukaryota; Viridiplantae; Streptophyta; Magnoliopsida; Malvales; Dipterocarpaceae.